Molecule: messenger RNA, 1613 nt
Organism: Dunckerocampus dactyliophorus (ringed pipefish)
Lineage: Eukaryota; Metazoa; Chordata; Actinopteri; Syngnathiformes; Syngnathidae
Product: 26S proteasome regulatory subunit 4
Exons: 11
Coding region: 83-1405 (440 amino acids)
Biological process (GO): proteasome-mediated ubiquitin-dependent protein catabolic process
Cellular component (GO): proteasome regulatory particle, base subcomplex
Molecular function (GO): ATP hydrolysis activity; proteasome-activating activity; ATP binding
Source: RefSeq, a predicted model, not a curated record
GAAACAUGACAGUCAACGUCAUACAAGGCGAUGAAGGCAGCUUGCGGUACACCGUGACGUCAUUUCAGAGCGACGACAAACAAUGGGUCAGAGCCAGAGCGGAGGUCAUGGUCCAGGGGGAGGCAAGAAGGAUGACAAGGAUAAGAAAAAGAAAUAUGAACCCCCGAUUCCUACCAGAGUUGGCAAGAAAAAGAAGAAGACAAAAGGACCAGACGCUGCCAGUAAACUACCUUUGGUCACCCCUCACACUCAAUGCCGCCUGAAGCUGCUGAAGCAGGAGCGGAUUAAAGACUAUCUCCUAAUGGAGGAGGAGUUUAUCCGAAACCAGGAGCAGAUGAAACCCCUGGAAGAAAAACAGGAGGAGGAGAGGUCCAAAGUGGACGACCUGCGAGGGACCCCCAUGUCUGUGGGCACUCUGGAAGAGAUCAUUGAUGACAACCACGCUAUUGUUUCCACCUCAGUUGGAUCAGAGCAUUAUGUCAGCAUCUUAUCCUUUGUGGAUAAAGAUCUGCUGGAGCCAGGCUGCUCAGUGCUGCUCAACCACAAGGUGCACGCUGUUAUCGGGGUGUUAAUGGAUGAUACUGAUCCCUUGGUGACUGUGAUGAAAGUAGAGAAGGCCCCUCAGGAAACCUAUGCUGACAUUGGAGGACUGGACAAUCAGAUCCAGGAGAUAAAGGAGUCAGUGGAGCUGCCUCUCACACAUCCAGAGUAUUAUGAAGAGAUGGGCAUAAAGCCACCCAAAGGUGUCAUUCUCUAUGGACCACCUGGCACAGGUAAGACACUGCUGGCCAAGGCCGUAGCCAAUCAGACAUCUGCCACCUUCCUGCGCGUGGUGGGCUCAGAGCUCAUUCAGAAGUACCUCGGAGACGGGCCCAAGCUGGUCCGAGAGCUAUUCCGAGUGGCAGAGGAACACGCACCCUCCAUCGUCUUCAUCGACGAGAUCGACGCCAUCGGGACUAAGAGGUAUGACUCCAACUCCGGUGGCGAGCGGGAGAUCCAGAGAACCAUGUUGGAGCUCCUCAACCAGCUGGACGGCUUCGACUCGCGGGGUGACGUCAAAGUUAUCAUGGCCACCAAUCGGAUAGAAACUUUGGAUCCUGCCCUCAUCAGACCCGGGAGAAUUGACCGUAAGAUUGAGUUUCCCUUACCGGACGAGAAGACCAAAAGGAGGAUCUUUCAGAUUCACACGAGCCGCAUGACAGUAGCUGAUGAUGUCACCCUCGAUGACCUCAUUCUGGCCAAGGACGACCUAUCAGGAGCAGACAUUAAGGCCAUCUGCACAGAGGCAGGCCUCAUGGCUUUGCGGGAACGCCGCAUGAAAGUCACCAAUGAGGACUUCAAGAAGUCCAAGGAAAACGUCUUGUACAAGAAGCAGGAAGGCACACCAGAGGGGCUUUACCUCUAACCCUUCAAAUGUUUGCGUCCCCCCCCCCCAUCUCGCCUUUCUACAUCCAUCACAGUGUAAAAAAAAAAAAAGAGGGGGCGGGGGCUGAGUUGUUUUGUCUCCCUGACAGUGCUUUUUGAUAUAUUUUGUGCAUGUCAUGUCAGGCUUAUCCCACUCUCUUUAGGUCCCAUGUUGAAGAUAUGAAUAAAAAUGAUUGAAUAUCUCUAAA